This is a messenger RNA of Formica exsecta, 940 nucleotides long. RefSeq lists its product as uncharacterized. The annotation marks the transcript as partial. The record is from RefSeq and is a predicted model, not a curated record. NCBI's taxonomy places the organism in Eukaryota, Metazoa, Arthropoda, Insecta, Hymenoptera, Formicidae. The transcript is spliced from 5 exons.
AUGAACAACAAAGAUAUUUUUGAUCGUGUAUCUCGAAAUUAUCCGGCAGCAGCAGUAUCAUUAACAUAUAAUACAAUGAGAUCGCCUCUUCAUCGUGAGAAAAUAAAACGUCGACCAUCUUUACCAACAAGUUUCUUAAGUUUACAAACACAGCUUGAAACCUAUGAACCUUUAAAAAAUAUAUAUAAAGGUAAAGCAACAUCAGCAAAUGAUGAAAUAGCCCUUAUAUUUAGUACAGAUGAGCUAUUAAAAGAAUUAGCUUCUUCUACAGAAAUGUUUUUAGAUGGCACAUUUUCUGUUCUUCCAAGAAUUCCUAAAGUAGCACAACUCUAUACAAUACAUAUACGUUGUUUUCAAACAGCAAUUGCAACAGUUUUUAUACUGUUUGAAACACGAACUAAAUCUCUUUAUGAUGCUGUGUGGAUAAAAAUUAAGAACUUAGUUCCUGAUCUUGAAAAGAAUAUUCAAUUUAUAAUGUUAGAUUAUGAACAUGCUGCAGGUGCAUCAGUUAGUGAUCAUUUCCCAUCCGCUUCAAUUCAUGGAUGUUGGUUCCAUUAUAAUCAGGCACUUUUCCGAAAAUGGAAAAGUCUAGAUCUUUUAAAUGCACCUCGUGAUGUUUUGUCCAUGACAAUGACUUUACCUUUAGCCCCACCUGAAUAUUUUUUAGAAGGUUAUAAAAUAAUAGAGAAACAAGCAGAUAGCGUAAUAGAAUACCCAGAUAUACAUUUAUUUCUAGCGUAUUUACGUCGCAAUUGGCUUCCUGCAGCUUCGAAAGUUAGUGUUUACAAGUGUCCUGCGAGGACUAACAACAUAGUUGAAUCUUUUCAUAAUAUGGCGUCUAAAAAAUUUGGUACAAAACAUCCGAAUUUAUGGAUAUUUUUAGAGAAAAUGAUCAAUUUGAUUAAGGAUCAAGAACUCGAUCUUGGAAGAGCAAAGAGAG